GUAGAGAGAAACAACUAACCCUGCCGCCUGAGCGGAAGUCUUCUACUCCACAGCUAGCUUUCGGUCGGUUGUCAGUGCCUUACUGUCUUUCCUUACUGGCUUGCGAGCGGUUGUGGGGGACGCUGAGCAGCUACCUGCCGUAAGACUUGGCCCUUGCUGCCGCAGGAACCUCGGUUGUACUAUUCUCUGGCUGCCCUGCUGAGAACUGACCAUGGCUUCCCACAAGACUUUCAGAAUCAAGAGGUUCCUUGCAAAGAAGCAGAAGCAAAAUCGUCCUAUUCCUCAGUGGAUUAGAAUGAAAACUGGCAAUAAGAUCAGGUACAACUCUAAGAGGAGACACUGGAGAAGAACCAAGCUGGGCUUAUAAAGAACUGCUACCGUGGUGGCUUAGAUUAUUCUUUCCUAGUCCAAAACGCCUUGCCAUGCCACCACCCUGAUUUUGGAAAUUCCAAAGGUUGCAGACAUAAAGAAACUUCUUAUUCAGAGA
Phascolarctos cinereus (koala) is the source of this 487-nucleotide messenger RNA. RefSeq names its product large ribosomal subunit protein eL39. Gene Ontology annotation, cellular component: cytosolic large ribosomal subunit; ribosome. Lineage: Eukaryota; Metazoa; Chordata; Mammalia; Diprotodontia; Phascolarctidae. Gene Ontology annotation, biological process: translation. Gene Ontology annotation, molecular function: structural constituent of ribosome. The record is from RefSeq and is a predicted model, not a curated record.